UGCGCAAUGUCAACAGUAGACCAGAAACAAUCGCUUUGAAGAAGGGAUACAUCUUAGACUACUUCCUUUUAUUUGAACAGUUAUUUAACUCAGAGUCAUCAGACCAGGAUGCCUUUCCUCGGACAGGACUGGAGGUCACCGGGUCAGAGUUGGGUUAAAACCGAGGAGGGAUGGAAAAAGACAACAGCAGACGACAAAAACAACAAUGUCUCCGUGGAGAGCUUCUGCAAAGCCGAGGAGGAGGAGUGUUUCAACAAGGAGAACCUGCUGCUUGCUCUCAGCUACGACAUGUCUGCCAAGAAGAGGAAAAAGGACCUAAUGAACAACAACGCCAAGGUCCCCUAUUUCCACAGGGAAAAGUGGAUUUAUGUUCAUAAAGGAAGCACCAAGGAGCGCCACGGAUAUUGUACACUGGGAGAGGCCUUCAACCGCUUGGAUUUCUGCAGCGCCAUCAAGGACACGAGGAGAUUUAAUUACGUUGUCAGACUCCUGGAGCUUAUCGCCAAGUCCCAGCUCCCCUCGCUCAGCGGAGUGGCGCAGAAAAACUACAUGAAUAUUCUGGAGAGAGUGGUACAGAAAGUUCUUGAUGACCAGCAGAACGUCCGUCCCAUCAAGGAGCUGCUGCAGACGCUCUACAUCUCGCUGUGUGGUCUUGUUCAGGACAUGGGCAAGUCUGUCCUGGUGGGGAACAUCAACACCUGGGUGCACCGCAUGGAGAACAUUAUGCAGUGGCAGCAGCAACUGGACAACAUCCAGAUCAACAGGCCCACAUCUACAGGCAUGACUCUGACUGACCUGCCUGUCAGUCUGCAGCUGAACAUCAUGCAGCGUCUGUCAGACGGCAGGGACCUGGUCAGCCUGGGCCAGGUGUGCCCCGAGCUGGGCGCUCUCACUGAGGACCGACUGCUGUGGAAGAGACUCUGCCAGUACCACUUCACAGACAGACAGAUCCGAAAGCGCCUGAUGGUGUCAGAUAAAGGUCAACUGGAGUGGAAGAAGAUGUACUUUAAGCUGAGCCGCUGCUAUCCUCGCAGAGAGCAAUACAGUGACACCUUGCACUUCUGCUCACACUGCCACAUCCUUUUCUGGAAGGACACAGACCAUCCCUGCACAGCCAACAACCCAGAAAGUUGCACCAUGUCCCUCUCCCCUCAAGACUUUAUCAACCUUUUCAACUUCUGAGCUGCCCCCCUCCCCAAGAAAAAAUCCAUAUGAACUGACUGUAAAUACUGUACAUAGAUACACUAUUGUUUUUGUUUAAUAGCACAAUCGAUUCCUGGAUGUGUAUUUAGUUUAGGUGUGACUGGAGGGGGCUCAGGCAGUGGGACAAUUAUGCAAUUGAGUUUCUUUUCAAAGAGUACAGAGGCUUCUGUUGAAAGUGAGUGAAUGUGACUGAGAGGAAAAAGAGAUGUAGGAGCAAUUGGCCUGUGGGUGCAGAAGGGAAGAGCGGUGGACAAAGGGAACACUUAGUAGUCAGAGUUUGGUCUUAGCGUGUUUGUGAAAUGACACCUCCAAAGUAAACCUGACCUUAGUGUACACUUGUUUUUCCCAAUUUGGAGAAUUUGGGUUUUGUUUUUUUUAACAUGGGAAGUAGGAAGGUUAUUCCAACCCGUUUAUUUAAUGUUUAAAAUUGUGAUUUGUUUAAUAUGUUACAAGGCCUGCUCACAUGGGGGGGAUGCAAUGUGUUCAGAUGAAGUCUAGUAGUAUUGGGUUUGGCAAUGAGACAGAGAAAAGUAAAUCUUGAGUUGCUGCAGUACCUAAGAGAUAGUGAAUGUAUGCAAGGGAGUCAGUAAUUGAUCAUUAGAGUGAUGAUUAUUUGAUAUGUUGACACACCAUAGUAUGUUUUCUAUUUUUCUUUGUUGUUUUUCACUUUUAUAAAGAUUUGAUAUGACUUUUUUUAUUAUUCAUUCAUUGUGUGCUUAUUGUCUGCUGUGGCUGUUAUAGCAACAGCACUUGAGUGCAGUAUUACCAAAGAUAUCGAAGUCUGUGUAAUAAUGGUGUGUGCCUUUAUCAUGAAACUUGAAACCGGUACAGCUUAAUCUAUGUUUGCAAUGUUUUCAGGUCCUAAUGCUGUUUUUAUUCUCAUCAACAAAUGGCUCAUAUACAGAAAAGUGAUAUUCAAGAUCUGAGGCUUUCAUACCAAAGCUGACUGGUUGGUUGAAAUGUUAUUUUUCCGUAGCCUCCUGCAUGAUUUUUUUAAACGCCCCGCUGAUUGAGUUUACUUAUUUAUUGAGAUUCUUGCAAGUGGCUCAGCUUGCACUGUUGGGUUUAAAGGAAUGGAAAUAUUGGUAUAAAGGUGCAAUUUGACCCAAACUUGUCACUGCUCAGACGGUGAGGGGUGAUGUACAUGCUAUGCAAUGCAUUCUGUUUAUGUUCUUUUGAAUAAAUAAAAGAAAAUAACCUUA
This is a messenger RNA of Morone saxatilis (striped sea-bass), 2405 nucleotides long. RefSeq names its product F-box protein 32 (gene fbxo32). The record is from RefSeq and is a predicted model, not a curated record. Gene Ontology annotation, cellular component: SCF ubiquitin ligase complex; cytoplasm; nucleus. Gene Ontology annotation, biological process: protein ubiquitination. NCBI's taxonomy places the organism in Eukaryota, Metazoa, Chordata, Actinopteri, Moronidae. Gene Ontology annotation, molecular function: protein binding. The transcript is spliced from 9 exons. The coding region runs from base 109 to 1182 and encodes 357 amino acids.